GGCUGGCUGCUUCAGCUAACUGCUCAGCCAAGAAAAGGCUGGGUCUGUUCUGAUCAGUCUCAGGGCAUAAGCUUCUCCCUCUCAAGGUCCCAGGACAGGACUUUGCAGUAAAUAUUCUCCUCUAUUCCAGGGUCCUCCUGGCCCUUCACCUGAAGUGUCACAUUGGCAGAUCUUGCGGCUGGCUUAUCUGCAGUUGAUAGAUAGGUAGCUGUGUCUGUGUGUCUUGGAGAAACAGGGCCCAUUGGGAACGAUGCCACCACCAUCAGACAUCGUCAAAGUGGCCAUCGAGUGGCCAGGUGCUAACGCUCAGCUCCUCGAAAUCGACCAGAAACGGCCCCUGGCGUCCAUCAUCAAGGAAGUUUGUGAUGGGUGGUCACUGCCAAACCCGGAGUAUUACACCCUCCGUUAUGCAGACGGUCCCCAGCUCUACAUCACCGAACAGACUCGCAGUGACAUUAAGAAUGGGACAAUCUUACAGCUGGCUAUCUCCCCGUCCCGGGCUGCACGCCAGCUGAUGGAGAGGACCCAGUCAUCCAACAUGGAGACCCGGCUGGACGCCAUGAAGGAGCUGGCCAAGCUCUCUGCGGACGUGACCUUCGCCACCGAGUUCAUCAACAUGGAUGGCAUUGUUGUGCUGACGCGGCUUGUGGAAAGCGGAACCAAGCUCUUAUCCCACUACAGUGAGAUGCUGGCAUUCACCCUGACUGCCUUCUUAGAGCUCAUGGACCAUGGCAUUGUCUCCUGGGACAUGGUUUCAAUCACCUUCAUUAAGCAGAUCGCAGGGUACGUGAGCCAGCCCAUGGUGGACGUGUCAAUCCUGCAGAGGUCCCUGGCCAUCCUGGAGAGCAUGGUCUUGAACAGCCAGAGUCUGUACCAGAAGAUUGCAGAGGAAAUCACUGUGGGACAGCUCAUCUCUCACCUCCAGGUCUCCAACCAGGAGAUUCAGACCUACGCCAUUGCACUGAUUAACGCACUUUUUCUGAAGGCUCCUGAGGACAAGCGACAGGAUAUGGCCAACGCAUUCGCACAGAAGCACCUUCGGUCCAUAAUCCUCAAUCAUGUGAUCCGAGGGAACCGCCCAAUCAAAACCGAGAUGGCCCAUCAGCUGUACGUCCUGCAAGUCCUGACCUUUAACCUGCUGGAAGAAAGGAUGAUGACCAAGAUGGACCCCAAUGACCAGGCUCAAAGAGACAUUAUAUUUGAACUGAGGAGGAUUGCAUUUGAUGCAGAGUCUGACCCUAGCAACGUCCCCGGGAGUGGGACUGAAAAACGCAAAGCCAUGUACACCAAGGACUACAAGAUGCUGGGAUUUACUAACCAUAUCAACCCAGCAAUGGACUUUACCCAGACUCCUCCUGGAAUGCUGGCCUUGGACAACAUGCUGUACUUGGCGAAAGUCCAUCAGGACACCUACAUCCGGAUCGUCUUAGAGAACAGCAGCCGAGAAGACAAACACGAGUGCCCCUUUGGCCGCAGUGCCAUUGAGCUCACCAAAAUGCUCUGUGAGAUCCUACAGGUUGGGGAACUGCCAAAUGAAGGGCGCAACGACUACCACCCGAUGUUCUUCACCCAUGACCGAGCAUUCGAAGAGCUCUUUGGAAUCUGCAUCCAGCUGUUGAACAAGACCUGGAAGGAGAUGAGGGCAACAGCCGAGGACUUCAACAAGGUUAUGCAGGUAGUCCGGGAGCAGAUUACUCGGGCUUUGCCCUCCAAACCCAACUCUUUGGAUCAGUUCAAGAGCAAACUGCGGAGCCUGAGCUACUCUGAGAUUCUGCGACUACGCCAGUCCGAGAGGAUGAGUCAGGAUGACUUCCAGUCCCCGCCGAUUGUGGAGCUGAGGGAGAAGAUCCAGCCCGAGAUCCUUGAGCUGAUCAAGCAGCAACGCCUGAACCGGCUCUGUGAGGGGAGCAGCUUCCGGAAGAUUGGGAAUCGCCGGAGGCAAGAGCGUUUCUGGUACUGCCGCUUGGCCCUGAACCACAAGGUCCUGCACUACGGUGACUUGGACGACAACCCUCAAGGGGAGGUGACAUUUGAAUCCCUGCAGGAGAAAAUUCCUGUUGCAGACAUUAAGGCCAUUGUCACUGGGAAAGAUUGUCCCCACAUGAAAGAGAAAAGUGCUCUGAAACAGAACAAGGAGGUGCUGGAAUUGGCUUUCUCCAUCCUGUAUGACCCCGACGAAACCUUAAACUUCAUUGCACCUAAUAAGUAUGAGUACUGCAUCUGGAUCGACGGCCUCAGUGCCCUUCUGGGGAAGGACAUGUCCAGCGAGCUGACCAAGAGUGACCUGGACACCCUGUUGAGCAUGGAGAUGAAGCUGCGGCUGCUGGACCUGGAGAACAUCCAGAUCCCCGAGGCCCCGCCGCCAGUGCCCAAGGAGCCCAGCAGCUACGACUUUGUCUAUCACUACGGCUGAACCCAGAGCCGGAGCCGACGGUACCCAGCAAGGGACUUGCGGCCCAGGAGAAACACUCACAGUCUGGUGCCUUGUCUUUUGCUUGUACAGAAUCUAUAGUGACCGUGGUGGCCAGUCAAUGCCAGUCACUCCUCAGACCCACCUCGGGCCACCCAGAGCCUCCUCUUGGUCCCUGUCCACUCUGAGUCGUGAAGGCAGGGUACUCUGCCGUCCCCAUCACCAGGGAGCCUGGGGUCGGGCUGUGAGGAAUAAACAGCAGACGCCCUUGCCUUCCAGGCCAAGAAACUGCUUCUUGAGCCAGAGUUAACAACGGCCACUCACCUUUUCUUCCUGACCCUGCUCGCCAGUUGCUUGGAUCCCCACGCGGGCGAGAGCUGGCCCAGGAAAGGCUGCCCCAGAGGACAGACGUGCUGGGCAUGUUGAGAGCCUUGGAGAGGCUGCCUUCGGGUGACCCGGGCCUGUGUCUCAGAUCUAAGUGGAAGCCUUGGCCUUUGCUCAGUAGCUGCCUUGCCCUUGCUUUUGCCAUCUUCGUGAGGGCUCACCUGGCCUCGUCCAGGGCCGACGUGCUGCUGAGGUUCACCUCUGACAUCUCUGGUCUCUGGAGCCACUGGAUCCUCUUGCCCAUGCAGUUGUCUGGGCAGAUGGACGUGUCUCCCUACAAGCUCUUGUCUCUCAUCCUGGCAAGUCAGAGACAUGCAGGCCAAGUCCCACCCUCGUAGUCUCAAGGAAGAGCCCAGAUGAAGCCUGGGUCUAGACUGUGGUGAGGUCACUAGAUUCCACUCCCCUCCCGCUACAUUUAUAUCUUUCCCUUCCUCGGGGAGAAAGCUCCCACCUCACCUGAAUUGCGGCCCCUCCGGUUUGCUUUCCUUUGGCCUUCCAGACCUCGGGAGGUUAGCCUCCCUUCCUCCCUCCCCCAGCGCUGUGGUUUCUGCCAUUGGCCAUGAUUUCAGGGAGCCGGCUGGGGCCAGCGGAGGCCACAGCUGUGCCAGUGAGGCUUCCCUGGUGCUGCAGCACUUGUAAACCACACGCACAGCCCGUCUCCUUGGACACGCGUGGACGCAGUGGCAUUCAGUAUUGGUAGCCUAGCAUGGUGGGUACUGCCCAAUGAAGAGUGUACUAUAUAUUUUCUUUACUAUAGGCCAUACUUAUACAGACAUGUAUAUAUAUUUAUAUAAGAUCUACCUAUCCUAGGAUGGAACGUUUGAGGGAAAAUAAAAUGGGAGGCCAAAAAAAAAAAAAAGGUAACACUUCCAGUUGUGAGCCAAGAUUGUAACCUGAGAGUGGCCAGGAGCUUCCUGUCAGUAACCAUGUUUUCAAUAAAUACUCUUUCAUGUACAAA
This is a messenger RNA of Mesoplodon densirostris (Blainville's beaked whale), 3752 nucleotides long. It is a transcript of the gene ELMO2, whose product is annotated as engulfment and cell motility 2. NCBI's taxonomy places the organism in Eukaryota, Metazoa, Chordata, Mammalia, Artiodactyla, Ziphiidae. Gene Ontology annotation, biological process: cell motility; actin filament organization. The coding region runs from base 251 to 2413 and encodes 720 amino acids. The transcript is spliced from 21 exons. The record is from RefSeq and is a predicted model, not a curated record.